AUGGCUGAGCCAAACAAAGCCCGUCCGCUCGUCUCUGAGAACUUCCUCGAUGCGCCCACACAGCGCUUACUGGCCGUAGGACUGGCUGUCUUUUGUCAGGCAAGAAAAGUAUGGGAGAUUCUUCAAGCGUAUGUUGUAGCCAGUGCAUCCCAGAGGUCUUGGUUGCUCUUUAAAUGGGAUGCCCUCGAUGCUCUGUUCUUCCUUACUUUGCCACUGCUUCGUAUACCACGGCUCAACUUUUCUUUGCGAGUGACGUUGGCUCAACUCUUGAUGAUGUUGUGCAUUAACUGGGCGGCCCUUGGUGAUUGGCAUAUACCCGCCGGCACAUUACCUCAACCUCUGGCGUUCAUUCCAUGGUUAAACCCAGAUACUCAAAUAUCCAUUACUGAGCGCAAAGUCACGAUAGGGCAAGUCGUGGAUGCGUCUGCCCACUUGCUUGGACAGCAUACUGUACGGCUUUCACCCAUCAAUACGGCCAAACUUAAUCCACAAGGCUUGUCCUACUGUCUCGCUCCUCAUACGCACAACAGUGCUUUUGUUCCUAUUGUCUUCAACAACUCGCAACCUCACGUCCUCCAAUACUCUAUUUCUCCUCUUGGUGACAAAGGCCCCCGGACCUACGUUAACCUUACCUGGAGCGACCUCAAAUCUAUUUCAUCUACGCGGACAAAACUUAUGACUCAUACCCAGACUCCUGUGCCAACCAGACCUAGGAUCAAACUUAGUGAGGCGGACGAAUGGGAUCAACUAGAUGAGGAGGAAGAGAAGCCCGCCGAGUACAAUUCUGACGAGCCCGUAUUGUCCAAGUCUGAGCGUUUGGGCCAUGUCCGUAUUGUUCAGCCGGGAGUGGUUCGACUCGAACGUGUUCUCGACAAGACAGGGGCGGACUUUAGGAUCCGUUACUCCGAGGUAGUCGUGGUCGAAUGCCCAAGUGUUACUUUUGAACCUACCCGGGACGAGGCCCGAGGUAAUCGUUGCAUGGGGGAAAAGGUGGAUAUGAAUGUACGUGCCCGCGGAGUAGCGCCUGUCGAAUUGAAGUGGGGUGUCGCCGUCACGCCCAAAUCCAAGUAUGGCACCAGGCGGUCGGGACAGGACUUUACUAUUCGAGGUAUCGAGGGCAAGGAAGAGAUCGAAGGUGUCCCCGUGGCACAAGAUUUGAUCAUUCCGCUCUCAUUCUCGUUUGAUAGCCCUGGUCGACAUACUUUUACUCUCGCCAAUCUUUCGGACGCUAUCGGCAACAGCGUCAACCCCGCUCUUCCACAGCGCACUCUCAAGCACGGCCACCAGAUCAGCGACACGGAUUUUGCUCAUAUUCGCACAUUUGAUGUUCUCUCUCGCCCGUCCGCCGCGUUUGAGAAAUGCCAGCCCGGGAAGGAUAUUCAGCUCCUCAAAGGCAAAGAGGGACAUUCAAAUAUGGUUGUUAAAGCCGAGUCCUAUGAUGAACAAGACGGAUGGGGCGCGCACAUUUCCUUCCUCCCAGAUGAGACUAGCAAGUCGGCUUCAGCAGGUGCUACUGGCGUCGUGGGCAAAGUCGCAGGCAAGGUUGCGAGCGCAAUCGACAAAGUCACGGCUCCGACCCCUUGGACCAAGUUUUUCCCCGCUACCCCAGGUUCGAAUAAGAUUAGUAUCCCCGUGACCGAGGCCGGGACAUACACCUUGACGCGUGUGGCCGGUGAUUUGUGCGAGGGCGUAGUUCGCUCACCCGAGGUUUGCCGGGUUGUCGAGGUGCCAUUACCGCGUGCCGAAGUCGAAGUAGAGCGUAUUCACGAAUGCUCCGGAGAUGUCGGAAUCCAUACCAUCUUUACCAUGGACGGCACACCACCAUUCCGUAUUCACUAUACCACCACGGACAGCAAAGGUACCACUAAAUCCGAAGAACGCUAUCUUGGCGCUCGCGGAGAACUCAAGCUUCAGCCUAACAAGAGCGGAACCUACACGUAUAGCUUUGACGCUAUUUCGGAUGCGUAUUAUUCGGAAGUACCCCUCACUGGCCCAGGAAGAACCGUUACUCAAGUCGUCCACCCGCUCGCAACGGCGAAAUUCACUCACGCAAACGCUGAUACAUGUGGAGAAAGCCAGGAAAUCGAGGUUGCGCUCGAGUUGUCCGGUGUGGGUCCUUGGAAAGUGGAAAUGCAACUUGGAAGUGAGGUUAUGAAGUUCGAGGGUCUGGAAAAGGAGCGAGAAACUGUCAAGGUACCUAUUCCCAAGGAGGUUCAUGCACGAGGUGGAAAGAUUGGGUUGGAUCUUGUUUCCGUUGAGGAUGGCAAUGGUUGCAAGCGUACGCUGAGCUCGACCCAGAUGAGUGUUGAAAUUAGACGCGUGAAGCCAACUGCUCGCUUCUACAGUCAAGAUGGUUCACAUCGUGUUCUCCUCCCUCACGAGGCUGAGGCCGAACUCCCGCUGCGCCUCACUGGUGAUAAGCCUUGGCGUAUUGAGUACCGAGCACCUGGUAGCCAACAGAUUCACAAGCAAGUCUUGCAUACACCAAACAGCCAGCUUUCCGUCAAAGCCGCGGGUACAUACGAGAUUGUUUCCGUUUUCGAUCGUCAUUGCCCUGGUGCUGUUGUUCCCGAGGGCGCUUUCUAUCACGUCGAUUGGAUUCCUCUGCCUGCUGUUGGCUUUGCCCAUUCUGCUGGUGUAUUCGACAAGGAACGGGAAGUUAUCGUACGGCCACCUGCGAGGAGGAUCAUGCUGAGGUGGAUCUUAUCGGCAGGUCGCCCGCCAUUCCAAGUUACAUAUUCGCAUACGGAUCCUAAGUCACACGUGGAAGAGAAUCUUUUUACUUCCCUCAAGAAUGUUACUCGGCUCGCCAUGCGUACAAGCGUACCUGGCACGCAUGUCUAUGCGCUCCAACACCUUGCAGAUACGACUUACAACAAUGGCGUCCGUCUUGACACACGUCCCCGCUUCAAGUCAACCGCUCGCAUUUCCCGUUGCUUGAACACAGACUUGAACCUCUCGCACGACCCUGGUGCUGUACUCUCCCUCAGCGGCACCCCGCCAUUCACACUAUCCAUUGCCGUACGCAAUCUGGCUGAAGGGGAAACUCACCAUGCACAGAUCAUCACAAGCGAUUAUGAGUGGGCGGUCAACGUUCCCGACUACAUGUUCAGCACUAUUGGUCCACACCAGGUUGCUAUCGAAAAAGUUCGCGACGCAUCUAAAUGUGCUGAACUAGGGAGUGCGAGCGAGAGAUCAUUGUGGAUCGAUGUCGCAGAGACCGCAGCAAUCAUUCCUUUGGAACGUCGGGUCGACUAUUGUGUUGGAGAUGUCUUGAACUUCCAGCUUGAAGGAACGGCACCGUGGCAAGUAGGAUAUACUUUCAAUGGCAAGCAUACACUGGCCAAGUCCACCUCCUCUCGUUUCGGUCGUGUGGCAGCACAGCCAGGUGUAUUCCGGGUUGAGAGCAUCGCUCAUCAACAAAAUUAUUGCAAGACUGCGGUGCGGGAUGUAGAGAUGAAGAUUCACCAGUUGCCGACCGCCCGUGUCAGUGACGGAAACCGAAUAAUUGAAGAUAUUCGUGAGGGUGACCAGGCUGAGAUCGUGUUCAGACUGACUGGGGAACCGCCGUUCACAUUUACAUACCAACGUACCGAAUUAGUCGACCCGAAGAAAAAGUCCAAGACGCCCCCCAAGGUGGUGGAAACACAUACUGUAUCGAACGUAUUUAAAAACGAGCAUUCGAUUUUCUCAGCUGCAGAAGGAACCUGGACUGUGACAUUCAUUUCGGAUAAGUGGUGCAGAUAUCCAACUGCAGCAGUAGAUUCAACAGUUCCAGAGGCUUGA
Molecule: messenger RNA, 3786 nt
Organism: Rhizoctonia solani
Lineage: Eukaryota; Fungi; Basidiomycota; Agaricomycetes; Cantharellales; Ceratobasidiaceae
Product: nucleoporin
Exons: 16
Coding region: 1-3786 (1261 amino acids)
Biological process (GO): protein import into nucleus; nuclear pore organization
Cellular component (GO): nuclear pore transmembrane ring
Molecular function (GO): structural constituent of nuclear pore
Source: RefSeq, a predicted model, not a curated record